UUCAAAGCGGCAGAAGCGCGCACAAGGAGCGGGGGGGGGGGACAAAUGGCGAGCACCGCGCCGCUGCUGCUGCUCCUCCGCGUGCUUCUCGCGCCGACCACCGCUGGCGCCGCCGACGAGGGGACCGGCGGCGAGGGACACGCCGCGGGGACUCCGUGCGAGCUCAAGAGCGUGACCGUCUCCACGCUGCCCGUGCUCCGGGAAAACGAGUUCAGCUUCACCGGCGUGGGAGCCUCCGGGAGCUCGGUCGGAGGAGGAGAAGGAGGUGGAGGGGGCGCCGCCGCCGGAGCAGGUGGCACCGCUGGAGGAGGACCGGCAGGAGGAGGAGGAGGAGGAGGUGGGGAAUCACGGCUCCUGUUAUUCGUCAGGACGGAUCUACCUGGACGGAUUUCCGUCAUGGAUGAUCUCGACAACACGGCUCUGCCUUACUUCGCACUCGAGAUGUCGGGCACGGCGGAAGACAUUUCACAGGUGCACUGGAAGCAGCAGUGGCUGGAGAACGGUACACUUUACUUCCACGUGUCCAUGAGCGAGUCAGACGCGGUUUCCCAGACCACGCAGGCCUCGGCGCGGGAGCCUGUGCACGUCACACACGAACACAUGCACCUGCUGCACAUCUCGGUUAUGGGAUGCCUCAUCGCCCUGCUCCUGCUCAUUCUCCUUUUCACCCUGGUCCUUUACACCCGCCACCGAUGGUGCAAGCGCCGCAGGAUCCCCCAGAAGAGUGCCAGUACAGAGGCCACCCAUGAGAUCCACUACAUCCCCUCGGUACUUCUCGGACCCCAGGGCCGGGACAGCUAUCGGGGCUCACGGAGCGCCCACCAGCACGGCAGCUCCGUCAUCGGCGUGCCCAUCCGAGAGACGCCCAUCCUCGACGAUUACGACUGCGACGACGACGACCCGGUGGGACGCUCGCUAAACUCCACACCAAACCAGCUGCACAACAAAGUCAGCGACGGGAUAAUCCAGGAGGACUACGGAGUCGGCAUUGACUACGGAGGACACACUGACAUUAAGGACGAUGAUCUUACACCUUCUUUUGCCAAACGAGCCAUUGACCCGAACAGGGAGGUGGUGGAAGAUUUGAUGCAGCGGUUCCAGGCCAGCUUCCGUGUUCCCAAAACUCCACCAGACAUCUCUCGCUACCAGCACGUCAUCCACAGCUCAUCUACUGGCCGCCGGAGGGUCCCCAGCCACAACAGAGCAACCGCAGGCAUGUUUGGUCCUCAAGGAGAAUCAGGGUCAGAGCCUGAGGACGACAACCAGAUGAAGUUUUACACUGAGCAGCACAGAGGACGACGACGCAGCAAAGGCCACCCACACAGUCCUCUAAACAAGGUCACCCUGACGCUGAUUACCAUCAGCACCUGUGUCGUCGCCAUUGUAUACGCCACGCAGGAUUCCUGCCCACUCACUGUCAAGGUCACGCUCCAUGUGCCCGAGCACUUUGUCGCAGAUGGAAGUAGUUUCGUCAUGGGUAUGGGCAGCGUCCUGGAUGUGUCCAACUGGCUCAACCCGGCCAAGCUCAUCCUGUACUAUCAGACCAAUUCGUCGGCACAGUGGGUCCGAGACUACUGUGGCCAGAGGACCAAUGACCCCUGUGAGCAGAUUUGUGACCCAGACACAGGAGAAUGCAGCUGUCAUGAUGGCUAUUCCCCGGAUCUUGUCCAUAAACACCUCUGUGUUCGCAGUGACUGGGGUCAGAAUGAAGGGCCUUGGCCGUACGCUAACCUGGAGAAAGGCUACGACCUGGUUACGGGCGAACAAGCCCCAGAAAAGAUCUUCAGAUCACUCUACAGUCUGGGCCAAGGCUUGUGGCUGCCUGUCAGCAAGAGCUUCGUGGUACCGCCGGUUGAGCUUUCCAUCAAUCCCAUCGCCAGCUGUAAGACGGACGUGUUGGUGACCGAAGAUCCGGGAGAGGUCCGGGACGAAGCCAUGAUGUCCACAUAUUUUGAGACCGUAGAGGACUUGCUGGCGUCUUUCGGGCCCGUCCGUGACUGCGCCAAAGACAACGGCGGCUGCAAGAAGAAUUUCAAGUGCGUAUCAGACCGACAGUUGGACUCAUCUGGCUGCAUGUGUCCUAAUGGGCUGAGGCCAAUGAAGGAUGGCUCCGGUUGCUAUGACUACUCCAGGGGCAUCGACUGCACGGACGGCUUUAAUGGAGGCUGCGAGCAGCUUUGUCACCAGCAGCUCGUGCCCAUUGAAGAAGAGCCCGGAUCCAGCAAUGUGCUGAUGUAUUGUGGGUGUGUGGAGGAGUACAAACUGGGGACAGAUGGGCGCUCAUGCCUGCUGCAGUCCGACAACUGCGAGGGUCCGAAAUGCCCGCGGCAGGCCGUCCACUUCAAUGCCACGUUGUUUGGCGAGAUGCUGCACGGAUACGACAACAAAAGCCAACAGGUCAACCUGGGACAGAUCUUCCAGAUGACCUUCCGAGAUAACAACUUCGUUAAGGACUUCCCCCAGCUAGCUGACGGCCUCAUGGUUCUCCCCCUGCCAGUUGAGGAACAGUGCAGAGGCGUGUUGUCGGAACCGCUGCCAAACCUAGAUCUCCUUACAGGAGACGCCAAAUUCAACGAGGCCGCAGGCUACCCCAUGGUUCAAGAGUGGCGAGUGCGCAGCAAUCUGUACAAAGUCAAGCUCAGUUCCAUCACUCUGGCUUCAGGUUUCGCCAAGGUUCUAAAGACGCUGUCGAACGAGAGCACGCGUGAGGAGCUUCUGACGUUCCUCCACCAAUACGGCAGCCACUACGUGUCGGAGGCGCUGUACGGUUCCGAGCUCAGCUGCACCAUCUACUUCCCCAGCAAGAAAGCCCAGCAGCAGCUCUGGCUUCAGUACCAGAAAGAGGCUACGGAGCAAGGGAUUGGCGGCGGGCGUCACGAGCUGAAAUCGGUACCCUUCAUUAGCUACCUGACGGCGCUGCAGAAGAGCCAGCUGCUGUCCGACGACACAGUCAACGGCGUGGUGAUCCGCUGCGAGGAGAAGGGCAGCUGCCCACUCAGUUGUCACCUGUGCCACCACCAGGCCGGGGCGGCAGGGGCUGUGGUGGUGAGGGGCCGCGGCAAAGGUGGCGAGCAGCCCUCGCCCAUCCCCGUCCUGUUGGAAGUCAGUCGCGUGGUGCCCCUCUACAGCCUGGUUCAAGACAACGUCACCAAAGAGGCCUUCAAGAGCGCCACAAUGAGAUCAUACUGGUGUGCCGGAAAGGGCGACGUCAUUGAUAACUGGUGUCGCUGUGACCUGACUGCCUUCAGCAGAGAUGGCCUGCCUAACUGCAGUCCCCUUAGGCAGCCGGUCUUGCGCCUUGCCCCUUACCUGGAACCUUCAAGCACAAUGGUAGCCCUGGAGUGGUUGGACGUGGAACCUCUGAUUGGCUGCAAGGUUUCGGACUACAUCAUCCAGCAUAAACGGGUGGAAGACCCCUCAGAGGCCGAGGUCUACACAGGUGAAGUGUUGAGCUUGUUGGAUGAUCUCUUCUCGGGUUUGGGUUCGUCCUGCAUUGUGCCCGGUAAAAGGAGUGGUGAACAUCCCCACACGCUGCUUUAUUCUGUCGUCUUCAAGUGCCUGGAGCCUGACAGUCUCUACAAAUUCACUCUCUAUGCAGUGGACAGCCGGGGCAGUCACUCCGACUCCAGUUACGUCACUGUACGGACAUCCUGCCCGAUGGUUGACGAUAGCCGAGCUGAAGAGAUUGCAGACAAGGUGUACAACUUGUACAACGGCUACACCAGUGGCAAGGAACAGCAGCUGGCGUACAACACCUUGAUGGAAAUCCCACCUCCGCUACUCUACCGAGUCCAGCACCACUACAAUUCCCUCUAUGAGAAGUUUGGCGACUUUGUGUGGCGCAGCGAGGACGAGCUGGGCCCCAGAAAGGCCAACCUAAUCCUCCGAAGGGUGGACAAGAUCAGCCACUACUGCCGCUCCCUCCUGCGCAGCACGCACAUCCAGAGCCGUACUGACACCAUGGCGUACGUCUACUGCCGCAGUGACGGUGGCCGGACGCCUGGCGGCGGUGGCGGCGGCGGCGCGUGGAGCAGCUCGCUGCACGAAGGCCGCACCGCCUGCACGGAGAAGCUUAUUUCUGUACAGCGCAAUACGUACAGCAACACCAAACUCCGGUGAGACACAAGAACAGGGACGUGCUUGCGUGUUGUGAUGUCACUGGCUGAUGCCUCAGCUGACGUCGCCCUGCAGCAGGUGUCUCUGCAUGGGAAGAAAGCCACUGGACGAAAAACAACAAUUGUGUGUGGCUUACUUUUAGCGUAAGACACGAAAACAUCACGUUGGGCAUCAAAACAGAAGAAAAAGCGACGUGAACAUGUAGAUAGACGAUGGAUGAUGGAAGAUAAUCCUCAGCCAAUCAGCCAGUCGUUGGUUUAAAUACAUUGAAUGUAACAUUGUAGUUGCUUUGUUCAUGCUUUUAUGUGAAGCACUUAAAAGAGAUUUUAAAAAAAGUACAAACCUAAGGAUAAAUUUGCCGUUUAAAAAAAACUAUUUCAAACAAAGAAAUGUGAAAGCCAUUUGCAAUGCCGAUUGUUUUUAGGUUUUCUGAAUUUAAACAAAAAUGUGGUUUUUACCUUAUGUAUUUUUUGUUUCUUUUUUAAACAAACAAACGUUUUUUUGCUUUGCUACCAAAGUAGUCACGCUUUCUUUUAUUUGGAAAACGUUAUAGCCAUUCGCAUUGGCGCUCGUUUUCAGGUCCCAUUGUAUCCCUCAAAAAGAUGCCCAAUUGAACAUCUUUGCAAACCAAAAUAGCAGCACCAACCCUUAAAGCCUGAUGGACUCUGCAACAUGAUUGCUCAAUGUUUUCUUUAAAAUAGAAAACCAAUAUACCUCCUUAAUAAAGAAAUGGAACUGUCUGACCAUUGGUGAUAGACCUAAAACCAUUCUUUUGUUACAAGGCUUUUCGGUUAACGCUUUGUAUCUUUUCAUGGUUUAUGACGUGACAAAACUCGAAAAAAAAAUAAAUGUAAAUAAAACCCUUUUUUUUCAAUGCUCAUAAUCAAGUUAAUCGUUAAUACAUUCUGUGCGAAUGUAGAUGAUCUACUGUAUGUUCGUGUUUACCACGGAGCCUGUUCUCAAGAGAAUUCAGUUGGAUUUUGUAUGAAAAUAAUAUAUUGUAAUUUUGAAGUUUUUUUUUUUUUUUUCUAUGAAUGAGUCUUAUGAAAAUAAUUUGCCCAAUUUCCAAGAGCUCUAACUGCUUUGAAUGUAGUGUUUUCUCGCACUGUUGCCCAUGAUUUUUGUCUCUUGCAGCAGCAAAGUAGCCUGGUUAUGAACAUAAGUUUAUCAACUUUUCAUAAAACUUCCUAAAAAAUGUUCAUGAGAGCAAAUUACAAGAUUCAACCACCCUAAGCAGAACUAGAUAAACGUAUAUUGAUGAAAUUUGAGAACUGGUCACUCUCCACUUGUUUUUUGUUUAUUUCCUAGAUAAUGCCUUUAUUUCCAUUUACAGUAUUUUGAUCUCAUGUGAUAUAAGUUGUAAAAUUAAAUUAUA
Molecule: messenger RNA, 5491 nt
Organism: Phycodurus eques (leafy seadragon)
Lineage: Eukaryota; Metazoa; Chordata; Actinopteri; Syngnathiformes; Syngnathidae
Gene: astn2
Product: astrotactin-2
Exons: 23
Coding region: 46-4119 (1357 amino acids)
Biological process (GO): neuron migration; neuron cell-cell adhesion
Molecular function (GO): protein binding
Source: RefSeq, a predicted model, not a curated record